Molecule: messenger RNA, 1625 nt
Organism: Acomys russatus (golden spiny mouse)
Lineage: Eukaryota; Metazoa; Chordata; Mammalia; Rodentia; Muridae
Gene: Slc29a1
Product: solute carrier family 29 member 1 (Augustine blood group)
Exons: 14
Coding region: 216-1583 (455 amino acids)
Biological process (GO): uridine transmembrane transport; nucleoside transmembrane transport
Cellular component (GO): plasma membrane
Molecular function (GO): nucleoside transmembrane transporter activity
Source: RefSeq, a predicted model, not a curated record
AAGAAACCUUCUGCCUCCAUCUGGAGGUGUGUGGCUUUGCUGGCCCGGACUGGGGACUGAAGGAAGACCUAUCAGGACCCAGCCUUCUGUCUGAGCCUGAGCUAGGACCCCCUCCUGGGGACCCCCCAGCUUCCUUCAGCUCUCACCCGCCUAGGAAUUUGCAAGAGCCAAAGGGAGGGAGCUGCCAGCCAGGUGCAGCUGAGAACACCGGAACCAUGACCAGCAGUCACCAGCCUCAGGACAGGUAUAAGGCAGUGUGGCUUAUCUUCUUCGUGCUGGGCCUGGGGACAUUGCUCCCCUGGAAUUUUUUUAUCACAGCAACUAAGUAUUUCACAAGCCGCCUGAACCUGCCCCAGAAUACGUCCUUGGUCGCUGACAAGUUGAGCAAGGACAAUGAGGCCUUGGCUAACGGCACAGUGUCCUUGCCAGAACAGCACCUCAGUAAAAUCUUCAAUAAUGUCAUGACCCUGUGUGCCAUGUUGCCCCUGCUGCUCUUCACCUGCCUCAACUCUUUCCUGCAUCAGAGGGUCUCUCAGUCUGUCCGGAUCUUGGGCAGCCUGGUGGCUAUCCUGCUCACGUUCCUCCUCACUGCUAUCCUGGUGAAGGUGGAGAUGGAUGCUCUGUCCUUCUUCGUCAUCACCAUGAUCAAGAUCGUGCUCAUUAAUUCGUUCGGUGCCAUUUUGCAAGCCAGCCUCUUUGGUUUGGCUGGAGUCCUGCCGGCCAACUACACAGCCCCAAUCAUGAGUGGCCAGGGCCUGGCUGGCUUCUUCAGCUCGGUGGCGAUGAUCUGUGCCAUUGCCAGUGGGUCUGAGCUGUCAGAAAGUGCGUUUGGCUAUUUCAUCACAGCUUGUGCAGUUGUCCUUUUGGCUAUCGCGUGUUAUCUGGCUCUGCCUCGGAUGGAAUUCUAUCGCUAUUACCUGCAGCUCAACCUUGAGGGGCCUGCUGAGCAGGAGACCAAGUUGGAUCUCAUCAGUAAAGGCGAGGAUCCAAGAGGAGGAAGAGAGGAACCUAGGGUGCCAGCCCCCAACUCUCCACCCACCAGCAGAAACCACUCUAUCAAAGACAUACUUAAGAGUAUCUGGGUUCUGGCUCUGUCUGUCUGCUUCAUCUUCAUGAUCACCAUUGGGCUGUUCCCUGCCGUGACUGCUGACGUGGAAUCCAGCAUUGCAGGCGAUAGUGCCUGGAAAGACUAUUUCAGUCCUGUGACUUGUUUCCUGAAUUUCAAUGUCUUUGACUGGCUAGGCCGGAGCCUCACAGCUGUUUGCCUUUGGCCUGGGAAGGAUAGCUUCUGGCUGCCGGUUCUGGUGGUCGCCAGGAUCAUCUUCAUCCCCCUGCUAAUGCUGUGUAAUGUGAGGCAUCACCAUUACCUGCCUGCGGUCUUCACGCAUGACGCCUUGUUCAUCGCCUUCAUGGCCGCCUUUGCCUUCUCCAAUGGUUACCUUGCCAGCCUCUGCAUGUGCUUCGGGCCCAAGAAAGUCAAACCAACCGAGGCGGAGACAGCAGGAAACAUCAUGUCUUUCUUUCUGUGUCUGGGCCUGGCCCUGGGAGCUGUAUUGUCUUUCUUGUUAAAGGCGCUUGUGUGACCAUGUGGGAAGGAACAGAAGGACUGCGCUGCCUGCCUGCUU